Molecule: messenger RNA, 1233 nt
Organism: Podospora bellae-mahoneyi
Lineage: Eukaryota; Fungi; Ascomycota; Sordariomycetes; Sordariales; Podosporaceae
Exons: 2
Coding region: 1-1233 (410 amino acids)
Source: RefSeq, a predicted model, not a curated record
AUGCCGCGGCCAAGCCAAGAUGGGUUAGAAUGGAAAGAGACACUGUUUGAACUUGUGCCGCAGUGGAUGCGAGACCCUUCGAUUGCCGCAAUCGAAAACGUGUGUCGCCAGCAUUUAAGCAUCGCCCCCAAGGACCCCUGCACCGUCGCCUUCCACACAUCCGGCCUGUUCAACAAACUCUACAUCGUCGAAUCUGCUAGCGGCCCUCGCAUGAUGCGCGUCUCGCUGCCCGUCUAUCCCCGCCACAAGACCCGCGCCGAGGUAGCCACCUUGUGCUGGGUGCGCGAGAACAUCACGAUCCCCGUCCCCAACGUGUUUGCUUUUGACGACACCAACGACACGAGAUCGGUUUCGAGUCGUCUUCACGAAGCGGGUCGCGACAUUCCAGGCCUAGUUGUCGGGACGUGGGAAACCGGAGUCCAUAUUCAGGGCAUAGGGACGUUGGAUCUGCGGAAAGUCGAUCAAGUCGAUCAGGGACAUGGCGCUGAAGAUUUGGACAAGGUCUCUCCUGGUCUACUGGUGUCCCACGAGUUCUUUAUGGGCGAUCAUCUUUACUACGACAUUCCACGAGGCCCCUUCCGCUCUAGCCAUGACUGGUUGAGCGCGGUGUUGAACAUCAUCAUAGUACACCAGACAGCAGUCCUCGAGAAGACGGACGAUGAAGACGAGAAAGAAGACGCCGAGGAAAUCUUGCCUGUGGCGCGGAGACUGCUCGCUCUUGUUCCCAAGGUCUUUCCCGCACAUCCGGACGAAGCAGAGACAACAGCACUCUACCACCACGACCUCCAUCUAAACAACAUCUUGGUGAAUGAAAAAGGCGAAAUCACGGCCGUUUUGGACUGGGAAUCCAUCUCAGCAAUGCCUCUAUGGAUGGCGACCAUGGUUCCCAAGGUCUUGGACGAGCCAGUUCGGGAGGAGGAGCCGCAGCUGCAUAUGUACAUGGAUGAGAUACCUGAGAAGUGCAACGAUAAGAACAAAUGCAAGAAUGAGCUGUACUUCAUACACAGGAUGGAGUGGGAAACAACGCAGCUGCGGAAGGUCUACAACGUCACGCUGAGGGAGCUGUGGCCAGAGUGGUCGCUCGAAGAAAGCUAUGUGGAGCUCGAUUUCUUCCAGGCAGUCUCUCAAUGUGACGGGAUAUGGGUGAAGAAGGCAGUCAGAGGGGCCGAUUACCUGGAGAAGGGUCAAGUUAUGCGAUUCAAGGACUUGUGGGGAAGUGGGCUCGGUUUGUAG